ACGAUGAUUUCACAAUCAGAAAGUCAGCUUGCCCCCUCUCAGGAGGUCCAGGCCCCAGUCAUGACUGACAUCACAGAUAUGCAACAACAUAUGGAGAUGAUGAAAUCCCAGUUCUUCAAUUUUGUCCCAACAACGAACGUGCUGGAAGAUUAUUGCCUCUGUGAAGCCCUUUACAUGCAAUAUUUGGAUUACUCCAUGUACUCAGACUACUCUACUAUGAUUGGAGGGUCCCAGGACUUGCUGGUUCCUCAGAAGUCUUCACCUUCUGAGAAGAUGGUUAGGAAGAGAAGAAGAAAGAACAAUCUUCCUGACAUUGACCCCCAAAUCCAAGAUGUUCUUAGUCUCAUCCAGGAGGGAGAACUUUUGCAGAUAGAGUUCACUUCUAAAAAUGCUAAUGCUCUUACUGUUGAUAAUUGCAGGAGAAGAUCCAGAUAUACUGGAGUCUCCAGGAACGGCAAGAACUGGCAAGUCCUCGUCAACAUGGGCAAGGAGAAGAAGUAUAUUGGUUCAUAUACUUCUGAGAAAGAGGCUGCCAUCGCCUAUGAUUUCUACACAAUUUGUCUCCACAAAUCAAAGGCCAAGACCAACUUUAGCUAUCAUUCUGCUCUUAUAGAGCAGAUGAUUAACUCUUAUUAUCAGAAUGGGAAGGUAUUCAACCCUACUUGCUUCGUUAGUAACGUCUAA
This is a messenger RNA of Moneuplotes crassus, 684 nucleotides long. Lineage: Eukaryota; Ciliophora; Spirotrichea; Euplotida; Euplotidae. The record is from the annotation of a GenBank genome assembly.